ACCAUGUGAUUUUCGAAAAAACACGUGCUCAUUUUUUUUGGGUCGGAAUUUUUGUUUAUUUUGUGUUUUUCAUAAAGAUUUUUCCCGAAAAAUGGGUAUUACAAAACAAUAUCUACGAUGGAUACCGGGUGAAAAAUUCGGUGUUAUUGGUUCACCAUGUCAUCAAGGAAUACAAUUGAUUCAUCAAUGGCCUGAAAUGAUAUCGAAAGAUCGUAUUUGUGCUACAGCCGCAUGUGAUGAUAUUAUUUUCUGGGAUCUUAAAACCUGUCAACAAAUUGAACGUUUCACUAAUGAUGAUGAUUCAGAGAAAAAUUCAAUGAUAUCAUGUUUGGCAUUUAAUGAUAAAAGUAUGGUGAUUUGUAGUGGACAUCAUAAUGGUUGUAUACGUGUUUAUGAUUGUCAAGAAAAUUGUCAACGUCGAUUAAAAGUGGUAUUUUCGGGUCAUCGUGGUUGUGUACAAUGUAUUGCAUUCGAUCCAUAUGGUUUACGUAUUGCAUCAGGUGGAAAGGAUACUGAAAUAGUUGUUUGGGAUGUUGUCAAUCAAUCUGGUUUGUUUCGUCUGAAAGGCCAUAAAGGUCCUGUAAAUAAAGUGGAAUUUAUGCAACAACAUUCAUGGAUUCUGAUAUCAGCAUCAUCCGAUACAUUUAUAAAAUUAUGGAAUCUUGAAACACAACAUUGUUUUCGUACCAUAGUCGGUCAUCGUACUGAAGUAUGGAGUUUUGUUCUUCUACGUGAUGAUACUGAAAUCAUUUCGGGUGGUUCAGAUUCUGAAUUAAAAGUUUGGAAAUUAACAUUUGAUGAAAAUGAUCGAGAAAAUUUUCAACGAAAAUCAGCCGAAUUACAAGCUAAACGUUUAAAACGAUUAGAAUUACUUGGUAAUGAUAAUGAUGAUGAUAUCGAAGAAACUGAUGAUGAUAAUUUUAUUUUAAUUGAAAAUUUCGGAACAAUUUUACGAAAAAGUAUGGAAAAAGUAACAAAUAUUUAUGUUGAUCAAACAGAAAAUCUUCUCAUUUGUCAUGGUAAAGAUAAUUUUUUUGAAUUAUUUAAAUUGCGUUCAAAUGAAGAAAUUUCUGUAAAAAUGAAAAAACGUAUUCGUAAAGAAAAAAAACGUCGUCGUGAAGAAGAAGAAUUGGAAGAAAAUGAAGAUUUAGAAAUAAAAGAAACCAACGAAAAUAUUGUCCUAUCAGAUGAAAUUGAACGUUUAGAUACGAUAAAAACUUGUGGUAAAAUUUGUUCAAUCGAUAUCCGAUUUAUUCGAUCAAUCGAUAGUGAUGAACAAGAAUAUCGUUUAUCAUUAUUAUUAUCAAAUAAUCAAAUUGAAUAUCAACAAAUAAUAUUAUUGAAUAAAUUGCAAAAAAUUAAACAAUCAAAACAAAUAUCCAUAAUAAAUCAAAUUGGACAUCGUAAUGAUAUACGUACAGUAACAAUAAGUUCAGAUAGUCAAUCAAUAUUGACAGCAAGUAAUGAUUCAAUAAAAUUAUGGAAUAAAUCAAGUUGUCGUUGUAUAAAUACAAUCAAUAAUAAUGAUAAUGAAUAUCCAUUAUGUAUGAUAUUUGUACCUGGAAAUAAACAUGCAAUUUUGGGAACAAAAAUGGGUAAAAUUCAAAUAAUAUGUUUACAAACAGCACAAAUACAAUCAACAAUCGAUGCAAACGAUUAUAAUGAUGAUAAUAGUCAUGGUCAUGUUGGUCAACCAAUAUGGUCAUUGAAUUUAUUACCCGAUUUGACUGGUAUUGUUACCGGUAGUGAAGAUAAACAGGUCAAAUUUUGGUCAUUUAAUUUAAUAAUUGAUAAUGAUAAUGAUAAUGGUGAUCAAGAGCAACAACAACAACCUCAACAAUCAAAUCGAAUUUUAACCAUUAAUCAUGAACGUACAUUAUCAGUUGAAGAAGGUGUUAUAUGUACAAAAAUUGCACCAAAUUCAAAAUUUAUCGCUGUUGCAAUGCUGAAUAGUUGUGUGAAAAUAUAUUUUUGUGAUACACAUAAAUUUUUUCUAUCACUUUAUGGUCAUAAAUUACCUGUACUUUGUAUGGAUAUUUCAUCCGAUAAUCGUUUGAUUGUAACUGGUUCAUCAGAUAAAAAUAUUAAAAUUUGGGGUAUGGAUUUUGGUGAUUGUCAUCGAUCAUUAUUUGCACAUGAUGAUAAUAUUCUUGGUGUACAAUUCUUGCCGAAAACACAUCAAUUUUUUACAACAUCAAAAGAUCAUCGAAUAAAAAUGUGGGAUGCUGAUACAUUUGAAAAAAUAACAACAUUAGAAGGACAUUAUGGUGAAAUAUGGUCAAUGGCAAUUGCACCAAAUGGAAAAUAUAUGGUUACAGUAUCACACGAUAAAUCUAUACGUUUUUGGGAAAAAACUAAUGAACCAUUAAUAUUGGAAGAGGAAAAAGAAUUGGAAAAUGAAAAAGAAUUCAAUAAAGAAUUUGAAUCGCAUACAAUUGUACCGGGUGAAUCAAUAACAACAUCGAAUUCGGAACAAGAAUCAGGUCGUGCACAGAAAAAAACAAUCGAUACUAUACGUUCGAUUGAACGAUUAAUCGAAAGUAUCGAUAUUUAUUUGGAAGAAAUUGAAAAAUUAAAUCAUUAUCAACAACAAUUGAAACAAUAUGAAAAUCGUACCAAAAAAGAUGAUAAUGAUGGGAAAAAACCACCAACACGUGAAUCAUGUAAUCCAAACAUGAUGAUCUAUCAAACUGAAUGUCCAUAUCGUUUUAUGUUGGAAAUUCUGAAACGAAUACCAUCAAAUGAAAUUGAAGAAACAUUAUUACAAUUACCAUUUUAUUAUAUACAAAAAUUAUUAGAAAUACUAUCCAAAUUAUUGGAACGUCGUUGGGAAAUUGAAUUAAUAUCACGUUGUUGUUGUUAUUUGAUUCGUGUUAAUUUUGGACAAAUUCAAUCAUCAUCAUCAACAACAAUGAUUACAUUGAUCGAUCAGAUUCGUAUUCAAAUGCAGCAAGCAUUAGAAUCGAUUGAAGAAUUAGCUGCCGUAAAUAAUGUUGGUUUAAAAUAUUUUGAAAAUAUUUUCGAACAACGACAAAAUGUAUCAUCAUUAUUUACAGAAAUUUUAUAUGAAAAUCGUUUAAAAAUGAAUAACAAAAGUAAUAAAAAACAUAAAAACAAACGUGAUCAACAAACAGCACCGAUAUUAACAUGGAAUUAAUUUUGAACAACAUUUUCUUUUGACUAAAUAAAAUAAAAUUUGAAUUUUUUUCA
This is a messenger RNA of Dermatophagoides pteronyssinus (European house dust mite), 3210 nucleotides long. RefSeq names its product WD repeat-containing protein 3. Gene Ontology annotation, cellular component: small-subunit processome; Pwp2p-containing subcomplex of 90S preribosome. Gene Ontology annotation, biological process: maturation of SSU-rRNA. Lineage: Eukaryota; Metazoa; Arthropoda; Arachnida; Sarcoptiformes; Pyroglyphidae. The record is from RefSeq and is a predicted model, not a curated record. Gene Ontology annotation, molecular function: protein binding; snoRNA binding.